Messenger RNA from Hyaloperonospora brassicae, 366 nucleotides. NCBI's taxonomy places the organism in Eukaryota, Oomycota, Peronosporomycetes, Peronosporales, Peronosporaceae. The record is from the annotation of a GenBank genome assembly.
AUGACUGCAAACGUCUACCGGCGAGUCGCAAACGCGAGUGACAAAGAGGCGGUCGGCGCCGCUACGGUUGACGCAUCGUCAGUGAAGAAUGACGUCGCUCGAGCGGCCUAUGUGGAUCGGCACUCUCGCCGCAAGGUGUUUCCGAUCCGCACGGGACUCGCAGCGGCAAGUCUCUUGAUUCUCGGGUGUAUGUUGAUCGGCACGAGCACAUUCAUUGGCCUCGACGAAGAGAAUCGCGGGUUGUCGCUCUUUUUCCUCGGGCUCAUUGCAUUUAUCCCGGGUAGCUACGCAAGCUACCAGCUCUAUGGUGCGUGGAAAGGCUGGAAAGGGUACGAUUACAGCCAGCUGCCGUCCUAUGACGAUUAA